CGCGGGUAAAGAUGGCGAUAGAAGAGGGUAGGAGAUCAACUUUAUCCGGGAACAAUCGUUGCUGAAUGUCGGGUUGAGAGAGAAUACACCGUUAGUUAGCGAGCGUGUAGUUGCUUAAUGGCUAGCCACCUAUUUCACUGUCAUUUCGUGAGUCCAGACUACGCAACGUGAUCGAAUAAUCGAAUUGUGCCCGUGCACGAGCUUCCUUCCUUACGACCAAACUGCAGAGUCCGUCCUGAGAAGAGCGGAUAAAGUUUAUUACGGAUCUGACUCAACCCUCUUGACGCUGAUUUUUGUUGUUGUUGUUCAUUAUUUGGUGUAACAGUCGGACACUAUCUGAACAGGUUAUCAGUAGCCAAGAGGUUCACAUGCCAAGAGAGAGAGGACGAAGAGGAAACGAAGAGCGGACACACUCAGGGCGAUGAGUCUGGAGCACACAGCAUAUACUCUUAAAGAAUGCCUGUGACUUAGGAACCUGUGGAUGAGGACAUCGCUGGAAUAACUUGGGAAUAACAGAACGGACAGACAGACUGACGCUGAACGCCAAGGAUGACGAGCGCUGCCCCGGCCAGGAAGCCUUACCGCAAGGCUCCGCCUCAGCACCGCGAGACACGAAACAGCCUGCCCUUGUUUCGAGAGGACCUUAGUGGGAGCACGCUGCCUGCCCACACCGCUGGCCCUAACCUGCCUGACCCCUGCCAGGACUCCUUAUCAGAUGCAGACAGGAUCAAGAUCCUGCAGCAACAGAAUGAAGACCUGCGCCGGCGGCUCUCCCACACCACCCACAAGAUGGAGGCCAUGGAGACGGAGUUUGAGACCAGCCGCCACUACAUGCGGGAGGAAAUGGGUCGUACCCGCGACGACCUGGAGAAGAUGAGAGACAAGUUCCGCAGACUGCAGAACAGCUACACUGCCUCCCAGCGGGCCAACCAAGACCUGGAGGAGAAGCUUCAUGCCCUGCUCCGUAAAGUGGAGAGGGACAAGAAGACAAUGGACCAGGAGAUAGUGGAGCUCACCAACAAACUCCUGGACGCCAAGAACACCAUCGACAAGCUGGAGGAGUUGAACGAGCGCUAUCGGCAAGAUUGCAAUUUGGCCGUGCAGCUGUUGAAGUGCAAUAAGUCCCAUUUCAGAAACCACAAGUUUGCAGAUCUGCCGUAUGAGCUGCAGGACAUGGUGAACAAGCACAUGAAGGCCAGUCUGCCGGAUAAGAGUUCCCAGGGGGCCCAGGGCCAGGACUCCGACACCAUGAGCCUGACGCCCGCUGACGUGGUGCCCACCUCAGUCAUUGCCCGCAUCCUGGAGAAGCCUGAGCCUCUGGUGCUCAACUCUGCCCAGUCCAGCAGCAGUGCAGGCCGGCCCCAGGCAGAGGACGUGUUUGUGCAUGUGGACAUGACUGGGCCCCAGGCAGGAGGAGGGGGUAGAGAGAACGGGGGUCCCGGUCACAGUAGCAGGGCCCCAGCCCAGAGCAGCCAGGCCCAGGAGCUCCUCCAGCAGAACGGCAUGUGUCGGAGCCAGAGCAGCCUGUCAGCAGAUGGCCAAUCAGGAGAGGAGGGUAGAGAGGGUGGUGCCUUCGAGAAGCUCAACCCCUACCCAGCCCCCCCUCCGCCCCACCCCCUCUAUCCCGGCCGCAAGGUGAUCGAGUUCUCCUCGGACGACAAGGUGAAGAUCCCCAAGAACAGCCCCCUGCCCAACUGCACCUACGCAACACGCCAGGCCAUCUCCCUCAGCCUGGUGCAGAACGACGAGGAGAACGAGCGCCAGCGCACCGUGCCAAACAGCCCCGCUGUGUCGGACGGGGGCUGGCGAUCUGGAACGUCGUCCUCCUCAGGGGGAGGGGGGCAGCGUGACCCCUGCCGCACCCCUACUCAGCUGGACACAGCAGACCCUCUCUCAAACCAGUCCAGCCCCUUCAGCAGCCCCCCUCAGCCCCCCAGCGCCUUUGCCAGCUCAGGGAGCUCCGAGGAGGACCUGCUGGCCAACUGGCAGCGCAUGUUUGUGGAGAAGAUGGCACCAUCCUCUGAGGGCACCCUGGUCAACCGCACCACCUUCAGCAGCGAGACGGUCAAGGACCUGGAGAGGACCCGGACCGGCAAGCCAGUGGGCGGGGGUUCCGACAGGGGGGCACUACGGGGGGCCUACUCGGACGGGGAGGAGGGGUCCUCCACCCGCAGCUGGACAGCAAGCCGGGAAUCCAGCCUGGACACUGACACCAGCAGCAUGGCUGACCUCCGCACCAGGAGGGGGCAUUAUGGAGCAGACUUCUCCACAGAGGAAAGCGAGCAGCUGCUGAUGGCCCUGGACCCACUGGACAACGACCGAGACAACACCAGUGGCGACACCGUGUCAACGGCCAUCACUGUGGAGACCAGCCCGGCGGAGGCCAAUAGGAAUGAUUUUGUGGACGAGACUGGGUCUGUAGGCAGCUCUGCAGAGGAGAGAGACAUCCUGCCACAGGACUUCCCCGUCAAAGCCCCCCGGGUCCUGGCAGGGCUAGAGGACUACACAAAGAACACCCCUCCCCUUCCCGCAAACUCCUCCACUUCCACCCCCGGCCGACCCCUGAAGAGCCCAAAGAGGAUGGGAGUCCACCACCUGCACCGCAAAGACAGCCUGACCCGGGCACAGGAGCAUGGUAACCUGCUGGACUGAGACUAGGGGACUUUACUCCUCUCACUUCAUCGGUCAUCUGACAGACUACCUCUUCAAUGGUCUGUGGACUCUUUAUCUUACCAGAAAAGAGAGAUGAUUCGUGUUGGUCCUUCCUUUGUCCGUGCUGCUGUCUCUCAUGAGUUUAGUCAGGAAAUACACACAUUCUCUAGUAACCACAUUCAAGAGCUGACUGUACUUUAAAAGAUAUGUGCGAUUCCUGGCUGCCGGUUGAAUGGUAAAGUUUGCGGUGUUCUUUCCUUUGUUUUCCACUGUAAACCUGCAAUCUCCUCCAGUAGCAGAACAAAGGGUCCUACAGGGGUUUCUGAAUGAGGUUAGUUUUCUGUCUCUCAAACACUCCAAAACUGUUGCAGAGAGGAGAAUGGUGACUACAGGAGAUAGCCAUUGCAGGGUCAUUUCCUGUGUGUAAACAUCCAGCCAGUGUGUGUUCUCAUGGAACAGCCCAGAUGGUGCAACAUUUCAUCUCGUCACCUGAGAUGAUCGGCGAUAUGCAGGAUGGAUGGAGUUGUUGCCUUCUCCCACGUUUGUUCUCUCUUACCCUGGAUCCCCCCUCCCCCCUAGGGAAAUGAUAUGUCAUACAGGGGAACUUUACCUCCAUCUCUGAAUGGACGAAUGGUGAAGAGGGCAAGCACUUGCAAGCGCAUGCUGUUGUCUGGUGUGAGUGGAUGGUGGAACGGACCCCCACACAGACUCUUCAGUGCCUAUCCCUCUCUGUCUGAGGGGGUUUCUAACCCCCCAAUUCCCAGAAUAUAUCUAUUCUGAUGCCCCUCUGAAGCACCUGAAGUGUGCAGCAGUCUGUUGAGCACCCACUCUUAAGGGCUCUCUUCUCUGUAAUUGGUCAACUACACAAGAACUAGGAAGGUCACCCUCAAUGAAUUCCUGAAAUUGUCAGUCUCACUCCAGUUUAUUUUCUCAAUAACACAUAGUUUUCAUUGAUUUGUCUUUCUAUUAUCGUAAUAGUUACCUUUUUUAUUUCUUCACAUCGCUUCUUCAUUCAAAUAAUUUUGAUUUUGACAUUUAGAUUUGUAUGCAACUAUUUUAUGGCUGAGGUCUGGACAUAAUAUGACGAUCGAACAGUCAAAGUAUUUCUACUCUUUCACUGUUGUUCUGUUAUUGAUCUGUCAUUGGAUUUAGUCAUCUGUAUUUUCAUUUCAAGAAACAAACAGGCCUAUAGUUCUAUUGUUAACUCUGGUACUUUACAUGGGGUUUUACAAAGGAAGACCUAAAUGGCAUGAAACACGGUGUUUUUCAGAAGAACCACGACAACCUUCAAGGCAUUUUUGUGGAUGUGUUUUGGAACUAUUCACUCGGCCCGGGGCGGGGGGGGAUAAUUCUCCUUGAAAAUGCCUUCAAUUCUCAUUGUGUACCACUUCUGUUAGCAAUGUAUUCAGGAACAAUAGUAUGUUUCCAGAAUAUCAAAGUGACAAGGAAUAACCGAAGGCGAAAGGUCUGCAUGGUAUGACAGGGCUGGUUGAUGAGAUUUUUCCUAUUUCUUUACCGUUGACAAUUUCCUGAUCAGGAAAGUAUUUUUGUUGGUGUACUACCCAGUCUCCGUUGUGAGGGUUCACAGAGGAUGUUAUACUAGUAACUAGUAAACUGUGAAGAGGGGAAUGAUUUGAUAUGUUUUCCUCUGUGUUCAGCCAACCUUUUAAGUAUUUAAUCAGUGUGCUUAUCAGAUGUCCCCACCCCUAGAUAUUCUGGUGGAGAGAGUUCAGAUCAUUUGAAAAAAUGCAAAGUUGUUUUAAUCUUUGGCCCUUUCUAAAUGCACCUAAUCUGGAAUGUAAUCAUGGCUUUACAGUAUUUGGCGUUUAUUUUCGCUAUAGGUCCAUUUUCAUCGACAUGCUUUUGUAUGGAUAUAAUUUUUGAUUUUCUGGAUUGAUUUGAUUGUGUGCGUGUGUUCCUUUUGGACUUUCAUUUGGUCCAGUAUAUUCAAUUGACUUACCGUUCUGUAUUUAGCCAUGUUGAAUUUGUCUUAAUUGUAAUCCAUAAAAUGUGUUCAGCGUCAGACAAUUCUCUAUGUACAGUUGAAGUCGGAAGUUUACAUACACUUAGGUUGGAGUCAUUAAAUCUCGUUUUUCAACCACUCCACAAAUUUCUUGUUAACAAACUAUAGUUUUGGCAAGUGGGUUAGGACAUCCACUUUGUGCAUGACAAGUAAUUUUUCCAACAAUUGUUUACAGACAGAUUAUUUAAUUUAUAAUUCACUGUAUCACAAUUCCAGUGGGUCAGAAGUUAACAUACACUAAGUUGACUGCCUUUAAACAGCUUGGAAAAUUCCAGAAAAUGAUGUCAUGGCUUUAGAAGCUUCUGAUAGGCUAAUUGACAUCAUUUGAGUCAAUCGGAGGUGUAUCUGUGAAUGUAUUUCAAGGCCUACCUUCAAACUCAGUGCCUCUUUGCUUGAUAUCAUGGGAAACAUUGUAGACCUCCACAAGUCUGGUUCAACCUUGGGAGAAAUUUCCAAACGCCUGAAGGUACCAGGUUCAUCUGUACAAACAAUAGUACGCAAGUAUAAACACCAGCCGUCAUACCGCUCAGGAAGGACUUUGGUGCGAGAAGAGCAACUCAAUCCCAGAACAACAGCAAAGACCUUGUGAAGAUGCUGGAGGAAACCGGUACAAAAUCUAUAUCCACAGUAAAACGAGUCCGAUAUCGACAUAACCUGAAAGGCCGCUCAGCAAGGAAGGAGCCACUACUCUGAAACCGCCAUAAAAAAGCCAGACUACGGUUUGCAACUGCACAUGGGGACAAAGAUUGUACUUUUUGGAGAAAUGUCCUCUGUCCUCCAUCAUUAUGUUUGGAGGAAAAAGGGGGAUGCUUGCAAGCAGAAGAACACCAUCCCAACCGUGAAGCACGGGGUGGCAGCAUGAUGUUGUGUGGGUGCUUUGCUGCAGGAGGGACUGGUGCACUUUACAAAAUAGAUGGCAUCAUGCGGCAGGAAAAUUAUGUGGAUAUAUUGAAGCAACAGCUCAAGACAUCAGUCAUGAAGUUGAAGCUUGGUCGCAAAUGGGUCUUCCAAAUGGACAAUGACCCCCAAGCAUACUUCCAAGGUUGUGGCAAAAUGGCUCAAGGACAAGAAUGUCAAGGUAUUGGAGUGGCCAUCAAAGCCCUGACCUCAAUCCCAUAGAAAAUGUGUGGGCAGAACUGAAAAGGCGUAUGCGAGACAAGGAGGCCUACAAACCUGGCUCAGUUACACCAGCUCUGUCAGGAGGAAUGGGCCAAAAUUCACCCAACGUAUUGUGGGAAGCUUGUGGAAGGCUACCAAAAACGUUUGAUCCAAGUUAAACAAUUUAAAGGCAAUGCUACCAAAUACUAUUUGUGUGUAUUUAAACUUCUGACCCACUGGGAAUGUGAUGAAAUAAAUCACUCUUUACCAUUCUAUACUAUUUCACAUUCUUAAAAUAAAGUGGUGAUCCUAACUGACCUAAGACAGGGAAUGUUUGUUAGGAUUAAAUGUCAGGAAUUGUCAAAAACUGAGUUUAAAUGUAUUUGGCUAAGGUCUAUGUAAACUUCCGACUUCAACUGUAGCUUUAGUACAUAAUAAUGAUGAUUGAGGCAAAAGUCUGCAUUUUCAUUCAUGUAUUUGUUAGCCUUUCUAAUGGCUUUUUGAUUGCGUGGUUUAUGAAGCCGGAUACUGUCCUGCUGUUUUAUUGAUCCCAGAUUGACAGCUCACAGUGAAAGCCCUUCAGUAUAAGGCAGUAAUCCAGUAUGAAGUCACACACCUCAUGCAGUGUUCUUAACUCUGAGUCAGACUCUGAGCCAUCUGCUUGUAUUUGUUCAUGCAACCCUCUGUGGGCUGAAGACGGUGUAAUAUCAUAUACAGUGCAUUUUGAAAGUAUUUAGACCCCUUCACUUUUUACAUCCUUAUUCGAAACUGGAUUAAAUAGUUUUUUCCCUUCAUCAAAUCUACUCACACAAUAUCUCAUAAAGACAAAACAAAAAGGUUUUUUUUGCAGUUUUUUUUUUAAACUAAUCUCACACUUAAGUAUUCAGACCCUUUACUCAGUACUUUGUUGAUGCACCUUUGGCAGUGAUUACAGCCUUGUAUGAUGCUGCAAGCUUGGCAAACCUGUAUUUGGGGAGUUUCUCACAUUCUUCUCUGCAGAUUCUCUUAAGCUCUGUCACGUUGGAUGGGGAGCAUCGCUGCACAGCUAUUUUCAGGUCUCUCCAGAGAUGUUUGAUCAGGUUCAAGUCCGGGCUCUGACUGGGCCACUCAAGGACAUUCAGAGACUUGUCCCGAAGCCACUUCUGCGUAUUCUUAGCUGUGUGCUUAGGAUCAUUGUCCUGUUGGAAGGUGAACCUUCGCCCCGGUCUGUGACACUAGGCAUUCAGGCCAACGAGUUCAAUCUGGGUUUCAUCAGACUGCUCUGGAGCAGGUUGUCAUCAAGGAUCUCUCUGUACUUUGCGCCGUUGAUCCUGACUAGUCUACCAGUCCCUGCCGCUGAAAAACAUCCACACAGCCUGGCCACUCUACAAUAAAGGCCCGAUUGGUGGCGUGCUGCAGAGGUGGUUGUCCUUCUGGAAAGUUCUCUCAUCUCCACAGAUGAACUCUGGAGCUCUGUCAGUGACCAUCGGAUUCUUGGUCACCUCCCUGACCAAGGCCCUUCUCCCCCGAUUGCUCAGUUUGGCUGGGCGGCCAGCUCUAGGAAGAGUCUUGGUGGUUCCAAACUUCUUCAAUUUAAGAAUGAUGGAGCCCACUGUGUUCUUGGGGACCUUCAAUGCUGCAGGAAUGUUUUGGUACCCUUUCCCAGAUCUGUGCCUCGACACAAUCCUGUCUCGGAGCUCUACUGACAAUUCCUUCAACCUCAUGGCUUGGUUUUUGCUCUGACAUGCAUUGUCAACUGUGGGACCUUAUAUAGACAAUUGUAUGCAUUUCCAAAUCAUGCCAAUCAAUUGAAUUUACCACAGGUGGACUCCAAUCAAGUUGUAGCAACAUCUCAAGGAUGAUCAGUGGUAACAGGAUGCACCGGAGCUCAAUUUCAAGUUGCAUAGCAAAGGUUCUGUAUACUUAUGUAAAUAAGGCAUCUUUUUUUUAAAUUUGCAACAAUUUCUAAAAAACAACUUUUCGCUCUGUCAUUAUGGGGUAUUGUGUGUAGAUUGAUGAGGAAAAACUUUAUUUAAUCCAUUGUAGAAUAAGGCUAUAACAUAACAAAAUGUGAAAUGUGAAGGGGUCUGAAUACUUUCUGAAUUGCCUGCACUUACAUUUUGAAGACAAAUUAAAUGAUCAAAGAUAAAUGCAACAACACUUCAUGAUUACGACGGAGGGCUUUUGCCAAGCACUGUGUUUCCACAAGGUUAGAAAAGAUACGCCAGUAAACUCUGUCCAUGCCGCAUUAUAAAAAUGCCCUAACUCCCCCCCCUCUGUUUAAACCUCUGUUCUUAGACCAACAAGUAAAAGCCACAUAUCAAGGAACUAGCAUCAUUGUGCUGUAAAGUCCUGUGCCACCGCCAGUCACUGGUGUCAUACGAGGUAACUGUGUUCCCUCCAGAGCGAGAUGAGUCACCAGAUCCCGAUAUAAAAGUCUCUCCACAUACUAUAUCCAACACGCUGGAGGCUUUCUGCUGCACUCCUGGUCCCUGAAUAAUUCAACGCCAUUUUCUUCAGUGUAACGGACCGGGACCCUGGAUUACGGGCCCCCAAAUCCACACGGUUCACGUCACUCCACCCUCACACUUUUUAAACCUCUUUUCUUUUGCUUGGAGUCUGCUUAUUGGUCUUUUUCAUUAUAAAUGGUGUUAAUAGCCCAUAAUUAAGAGUUGUAACAACCCUUUACUAAAUUAUUCAUGUUUUAUUACCCUCAGAAAUAGGUCUCUAAUACUUCAAAAAGGAGUAGAGUAGUCUGUCAUGGUCUUCAGCAUGGACAUUUAUGUUUUUAAUAUUUCACGGUUUCGUGCAAAUACAAAAACGGAAAUGGAAAAAGAGGGAAUUAAAUGUGCAGGCUCCAAUGUACUAAGCAGUAUAAAUAGGCCUUUAUAUCUGGUCUCCUGCAACUUUAAUGACUCCUCUUUCGCGAAUAUAAUUGAACACAUCUCUGCUGACGCGUCUCUUCUUUGAUCCAAGGUCGCCUUCCCCCGAGAUGCUCCACUCGUGUGGAGCUUUUUAAAUUUAGUCUGAGAAAUGUUGAGAAAUGUCGGCUUCGUCACUCCUUUUAUCUGAUGCGGUGGAAUAAACACACUGGUCAUGACAGUAAUCCCUCUGUGACGGUGACCUUUUAACAGGUACCUCGCUCAUUUAUUUUCACGAUAUAGCUUUUAGUCUGAGCAUGAUUUAAACAGCAUGCCAAUUGGUUCACAGGAGCCUUGUCUCCAUUGUGACAGUUUUGAGACAGCGCCAGGGGUUUAUUGGAAAUAUUGAUCUGCAAGAAUAUUUGAACAACUGGAGUGUAAAGUAUUACAUUAUACAAUUAGAAAACCCUGGCUCUACAUAUGAAUACAGAGACCGGGUUUACUGUGUAAUAUCCCACACAGACGGCGUAAUCAUACAAUCUGAGCUUGAUGACAAAGCCAGUCCCUGCACGAGGGUGUUGUCAUUGCAAUUACAUGGUUCAGGAAUACUAAUAAAGAUGCUGUCACUGUC
This is a messenger RNA of Oncorhynchus masou masou (cherry salmon), 9244 nucleotides long. Its product is annotated as tight junction-associated protein 1-like. Gene Ontology annotation, biological process: Golgi organization. The record is from RefSeq and is a predicted model, not a curated record. NCBI's taxonomy places the organism in Eukaryota, Metazoa, Chordata, Actinopteri, Salmoniformes, Salmonidae. The transcript is spliced from 10 exons. Gene Ontology annotation, cellular component: trans-Golgi network. The coding region runs from base 550 to 2652 and encodes 700 amino acids.